AAUCUCAGAACCAUGAUUGCGCCACUGACCGACUGAAGAGUGCAUCUGAUGAGCGAACUCAUAGCUGGGAUACAGGUGGUGAAGAUGUACGCCUGGGAGAAACCAUUCAGCCAGAUUGUGUCAGUAAUCAGAAAGUUGGAGAUCAAGCAAAUCAAAUUCUCGUCGUAUGUGCGCGCCGCAUAUUUGGCCAUCAUAGUAUUCACUGAACGAUUGACCGUCUAUUUCACCCUGAUAACGUUCGUCUUAAUGGGAAAUAAUUUGACUGCCGAUGUGACCUAUGAAAUGUCGACAUACUUUAACAUACUUCAACUAGUCGUCGCGUCGUAUUUUCCGCAAGGGCUAAUACUGCUGGGUGAAUCAAUAGUGUCAUUCAAUCGAUUAGAGGAUUUUUUGCUGAUGGACGAAGUGAACACGAGACGCUUCUCAGAGAACACGCCGCAGUUGCAGUUUAAAUUUCAGAAAUCAAAGGAAGAAUCUAAUGCAGAGAAUCAAAUAGACAGCUACAUCUCAAGAAAUGGGAGUAUCGUUCUGUCCGAACAUCAAAGAUUAUCUGACCUUCCGAUAUACUUGCAGUUUAAAUCUCAAAAACCAAAGGAAGCAACUAAUGCAGAUAAUCAAAUAGACAGAUAUAUUUCGAGAAAUGAAAGUAUCGUUCUGUCCGAACAUCAAAGAUUAUCUAACCUUCCGGUAUACGUAAAACUUCAGCGGGUUUCCGCCAGUGACCAAUUGCCGCCGAUUUUGUGCAACAUCAAUUUAACUAUCAAGCCAGGUCAAUUGUGUGCUGUAGUCGGUGCAGUAGGCUCUGGCAAAUCGUCUAUAUUACAUCUACUAUUGAAGGAAUUAAAUCCCGGCACAGGUUCCAUAAUCUUUACUCAGGGCUCCUCGAAGUAUAAUUUUUCGGACAAUUUAUCCACUGGAUACUUCACGAAUAAUCCGAAUUUGCGUAUCUCCUAUGCCAGUCAAGAACCUUGGCUUUUCGGUGGUACUGUAAGGGACAAUGUAUUGUUUGGCCAGUCCUACGACAAGGCUAGAUAUAUGCAGCACUCGGACAUUGAUGAUUCGGAUUAUGUGGAGAACAUCCCGGAAGCUGAGAUGACGGCGCACGGUCGAGUAGCCGGCAGAGUGUACAAAGAAUAUCUGCAUAACGGUGAUAAUAAUUUCAUCCUAUUUGUACUGCUGAUGAUCUUCAUUAUCAGUCAAGUCGCCACUACCGGGAAUGAUUAUUGGCUAUCAUACUGGACUACUUUGGAGAAUGUGAGACGUAUUGAAAAUACUCGUGAUGUCAAACAAUUUGAACAUGUACAACGAUAG
Acromyrmex echinatior (Panamanian leafcutter ant) is the source of this 1311-nucleotide messenger RNA. RefSeq names its product ATP-binding cassette sub-family C member 4-like. Lineage: Eukaryota; Metazoa; Arthropoda; Insecta; Hymenoptera; Formicidae. The record is from RefSeq and is a predicted model, not a curated record.